This is a messenger RNA of Bursaphelenchus xylophilus (pine wood nematode), 2549 nucleotides long. Lineage: Eukaryota; Metazoa; Nematoda; Chromadorea; Rhabditida; Aphelenchoididae. The record is from the annotation of a GenBank genome assembly.
AUGGUCGCCUCUGACCGUGAUCUGGACACGAUGUCCGCUCGGGUCUGCUUUCGAGAAGAUAAUAUUCAGUCAACGGGCUCCCCAGACUCCCCGGCCAAGAGAAAUGCACCGAGCACUGCGACUGGGGUACCAUUCAAGGAGCUCCACAAACAGGAAAAUGGAACAGAACCUCCAAAAACUGCUGGUUGUGGAUCAAAGUCAAGGCAGGCUUUUAUAAAACUAUUUAUGGGUUUGGUCCCGUAGCUUGAAAUAUACUUUAAAUUUGGGUUUGGACUGAAAAAUAAUAUUUGUUUCUUUUUUCAGGCGUUCAAUCAGGCAUUAUAACAUGUACUUUCCAAUACAAGGGAAGCGAAUCAGACUAUGCUUUAAUGGAGAUCGCUUCUCAAAGGUAAGAACAUUUGAGGUUUAUUCUUACUUCAAUUUUUAGCCGGUUGCCUAUUCAAUCUCAGCCUUUAAAACCUUUGACGCAUUCCUAGAAGAUGUAAAUUCGAAAGUUGGACGGCAUGCAGCGCUUUUAUAUGGUGCACGAAAUAUAUUUUCAACAAAUGGAGUACUCAUUACCGCAUUGGAUGACAUGAGACAUAACGAAACCUAUGUGUGCGCGAGGUAAGAUCAAAAAUACUUUAAAACAUUCAAAAGAAGACCUUAGUGACCGAAAUUCAUUUACUGUUUGGGUUUUUUAUCUCAUCGUCAGGAGUCAGCAAAUGCGUCGAACGGGAUUUUAGUAAAAAGUAGUAUAAAAGAAAAGGAUUUGUUUGUUUAUACAACCUUAACUCACUGUUUGGUAAGACGUUUGGUUAGUGCUUUCGAACGUUUGGACGACUUUUGGGUCUAAAUUAAGGGGAAAUAUAUUUUAGCUGUAUGUUUUAUAUGAUAGUUUUUAUUUUAGUACCGCAAAAUUUGUUCCAUUGAACUACGAUCAAGUUGGGGUACCUAAAUGGACAUCCACGUUGAAUAAACAAUCUCGCCCGCUUCAACGGCCUUCUGUAACACGCUACAAAUGCCAUGUAAAGAGAAGUCGACAAUCCUCAAUGCCUUCAGAAUGUGGAGAUCAAGAUGGAUUGAAUGCCACCAGAAGUGAUGAAGUUCCACAACUCCCCAAUACUGAUAUUGUUGGAUUUCUGGGUCGUGGACAUAGUGCUGAAGUGUUCAAAGCAAGAAAUGCGUAUGUCAUUUUGAGUUUUUGAGAGACGCAGUAGACCAGAAAUUAGGAGGGGGGUCGCCCCCUGCCAAGGUACCCCUAAAAUGUUUCCCUUGCCUAAAAUCCAAUAAACACGAAACGAUUAAGGGGGCCGCUAGCUGCGUCCAUGGAGUCUUUAAUAAUUGUAUCCUAUUUUUAGAAAAGGAAAACUUUUUGCUGUCAAAAUAAUUUCCAUGAAGAACAAUAAUAUGGCCGAGUUCGUUGCACGUGAGAUUGAAUUAAUGAAAGCCCUAAGAUGUGACCACAUCGUGAAGAUGUUUAAAACAUACGAACAGCCCAAUGUCGGACAAAUAAUCGAGUUGGAAUACAUUCCUGCUGGAGAUCUUUUUGACUACAUGAAGGUUAACAAAGUCUUGGAUGAAUAUAACUGUGCUAGUGUGAUGUCCUGCCUUGCGUCAGCAUUAACUUUCAUGCAUGCAAACAGUGUGGUUCAUCGAGACAUCAAACCUGAGAAUCUUCUAGUAUAUUUUGAUGAGAAUCAGCUUUGCAAAGUAAAGGUUACUGAUCUUGGAUUGGCGACGCGCAUUGUGAAAGGACAGAUGUUGUUUACUGUCUGUGGAACACCAACAUAUGUGGCUCCAGAAGUUGUGGCCAAAGAAGGGUAAGGAAUCUCGUUUCGUUGAUAGACCUUUAUUCUUUAGAUAUUCCUUUGAGUGUGACAGCUGGUCUUCUGGAAUUAUUAUGUACUUAUUGUUAGCCGGCUUUCCUCCCUUCUAUACCCAAAACGAUGAUCAAGGAGAGUUGUUUGAUCAAAUCCUUGAAGCAAAGGUUCCCUUGAGUGAUGAUUAUCUGACUGAAGUGUCUUGGUCGGCGAAAUUACUCCUUAAAAAACUAUUGUUACGUUAUCCUAAGAAACGUCUAAAAGCCCGUGAAUUAUUGGCUGAGAAAUGGGUGAAGGUAUGUUGCUUGUUGUAUUGUUUGAAGUACAUAAACAAUUUUUAGGACCCCGCACGAAUUACGAAUGCGGACGAGGCCAAGGCGGCUGAAGCAGUUGAUGAAAUUGAUGAACAACUUCAACACCCUCCAGACAGACCACCAUCUAAAAUGCGAAGAUACUCCAAUCCCGACUUUAAUGUUUUGAAGCCUGGUCAGAAAACGGUCUUCCAAUUACACCGUGCCAAUACUCAAUUGUUGCGACAAUACAAAAAAGUUUUUACCUCCGUUCCUCACCAAACUAGUCACCAAGUACGUUGUUUCUGAUACGUUUCACUGUUUUCUUGGUAUGAUUCAUUGGAUUUUAUUUCAGUCAUCGCUUUCUGACGACGAUGUCUACGAAUACAGUGAUUCUGAAGAUGGUCAGUUGGAGAAUGGAAGAGCCGAAUUUGUGUUCUAUCGUCCGGCUAAUUGA